ACUUACCUGCAUUUCUUAACGGAUCUCUGCCUCUUUCCGUCCAUAUCCAAACUCUCUCUCUCUCUGACUCUUAUCUCUCUCUUCAAUCUCACGAAACCGAAGACUGGUUCUUAGCGAACUAAGAGAUGAACGUCCCAUGUAGAAAGAGAGAGUCUUUUGCUAAAAACGGUCUAGUUAGAAGAUGAACAACCCUUUUAGUAAAGACGUCCGAGAUUCACGUGCUUCUCUCAACAGAAUUCAAAGAUAGAAAAAAGACAGAUAUUUUAAAAAAUUCUGUUCCAUUUUCCUUCGCCGCCUCCCUAGUAUAUAUAUGCAGACUUGUAAUUACAUUUGACCUUAACAGAAACAGAAAACAGGGCUCUACGGAUCUCUGUGUUUCUGUUCUUAAUUAUUUUUUUCCUCCAAAUUCUUUUAAUUGUUUGAGAUGGGUAUGCAGUGGUUUUGUGGAUUGGUUCUUCUGGGCUUGGUGGCGUUGUUAGGUAGUGUUCAUGGGGAAUCACUUGAGCAUUUGGUAUCGAGAUUGCCUGGCCAGCCCAAGGUUAGUUUCAGGCAGUUUGCAGGGUACAUAGAUGUCAAUGAGAAGACUGGCAAGAGUUUGUUUUACUACUUUGUUGAAGCAGAGGGGGAUGCAGAGAAUAAGCCCCUUACGCUCUGGUUAAAUGGAGGCCCUGGAUGUUCCUCAAUGGGUGGGGGUGCCUUUACCGAGUUGGGUCCAUUCUUUCCUAGAGGAGAUGGUCGGGGCCUUGUGAUAAAUCCAAAAUCAUGGAACAAAGUAUCGAAUCUCCUCUUUAUUGAGUCUCCUGCUGGGGUGGGAUGGUCUUACUCAAACACAUCAUCAGAUUAUAUUACUGGGGAUGAAAAUACUGCGAAGGACAUGCGCAUGUUCCUGAUAAAAUGGUUUGCUAAAUAUCCGAAGUACAAGUCAAGCGAUUUUUUUCUGACUGGAGAAAGCUAUGCAGGGCAUUAUAUACCACAAUUGGCAAAUGCUUUAGUGGACUACAAUAUGCACUCAAAAAAAUUCAAGUUCAAGAUUAAGGGAGUAGCUAUUGGGAAUCCACUUCUCAGACUUGAUAGGGAUGCCCCAUCAGUAUACGAGUUCUUUUGGUCACACGGGAUGAUUUCAGAUGAAAUUGGCCUCACCAUCAUGAAUGAAUGUGAUUUCAAUGACUAUACCUUCAGUGAACCCCACAAUGUGACAGCCUCAUGCAAUGACGCUAUUGGCCAAGCAAAUAAGGUGGUCGGAGAUUAUGUAAAUAAUUAUGAUGUGAUCCUUGAUGUCUGUUAUCCAUCUAUUGUGAAGCAGGAGCUGCGACUGCGAAAAUUGGCUACUAAGAUGAGUGUGGGGGUUGAUGUUUGCAUAAGCUCCGAGAGAAGUUUCUAUUUUAACAGUCCAGCAGUUCAGAAGGCUCUUCAUGCAAACCAUACCAAGUUACCAUACGAUUGGAAAAUGUGCAGUGAUGUUCUGAAUUACAGUACAACUGAUGGCAACAUUAACAUGCUUCCUUUGCUGAAGAGAAUUAUCCAAAAUCAUAUUCCCGUCUGGAUUUUCAGUGGGGACCAGGAUUCUGUUGUACCACUGUUGGGAUCAAGGACACUCGUAAAAGAACUCGCUCAUGAUCUGAAUUUCAAGGUCACAGUUCCAUAUGGAGCUUGGUUUCACAAAGGACAGGUUGGAGGCUGGGCUACUGAGUAUGGAAAGUUAUUGACUUUUGCCACAGUUAGAGGAGCUGCUCAUAUGGUCCCCUAUGCACAACCUGGAAGAGCUUUGCAUUUGUUUGAUUCAUUUGUGCAUGGAAGGAGAUUACCAAAUACAACUAAACUUCCCAUUAACGAAUAAUGUCAAAUUGUUUGUCAGUUCUUUCUCUUUUGGAGAAUGGAAAGGUGAGGGAAGGGAUGAAAUAUAGUUGAGUAGUUCAGAUGGAACCUUAGGAUGGAAUCAGGGCAGGAUCUUAAAUGUUCUAAAGUUGUCAUUGAUAAAUUCAUGAUGGUUUUAUGUUUGAAAUGGGGAAGAUCCAAUAAAAUGAUUUAAGGAUGAGGUUGGGGAGUUUAUGUCA
Molecule: messenger RNA, 2054 nt
Organism: Macadamia integrifolia
Lineage: Eukaryota; Viridiplantae; Streptophyta; Magnoliopsida; Proteales; Proteaceae
Product: serine carboxypeptidase-like 42
Exons: 10
Coding region: 425-1837 (470 amino acids)
Biological process (GO): proteolysis
Molecular function (GO): serine-type carboxypeptidase activity
Source: RefSeq, a predicted model, not a curated record